This is a messenger RNA of Vanessa tameamea, 809 nucleotides long. RefSeq names its product unconventional myosin-XVI-like. Lineage: Eukaryota; Metazoa; Arthropoda; Insecta; Lepidoptera; Nymphalidae. The record is from RefSeq and is a predicted model, not a curated record. The transcript has 3 exons. The coding region runs from base 24 to 719 and encodes 231 amino acids.
GUAAGCAUAUGAUAUAAAUCUUGAUGUGUUCUAUGGAUUUUUGGCCAACCUGUCCAGCAAUCAUUCCAUGUGGAACUGGACCAUGUUCGUUUUCUUGUUCGCCACCACCGCCUUGUUGUCAACCGUGCUGUCCUCCACCAGUUCCUUGCACUCCAUGUCCCACCUGCAGCUGUAUACCAGUGUUUAGACCAUGCCCUGCACCAGUCAUACCAGAUCUUGUACCACCCAUAGUUCCUUUGUUACCACCUUGUAGACCUCGUAGGCAACCACCAUGCGAGCCUUGUCCUCCACCGCCACCACUACCAGUUUGUUGCCCACCAGUAUUACCUUGCUGUCCUCCUCCAGAGCCUUGUGAUCCACCGCCGGUAUGUCCGUGUCCAGAACCAACUCCUUGUUACCAACCAGUCCUUCCGUGUUAUAACCCUCAAUGUCCCCCACCCACUCUUCCAAAACAACGUCCGAUUUGUCCAAGAGCACCGCCUUGCUCGGACACUUGUCUACCUUUAUCCCGUAGUUGCUGCCCAUAUUGCGAAUUGGAUCCUGUAACCCGAAGGCGACCUUUAAUAGUACAUGAUAGUGUUUUUGCAAAUAGGCCUUCAGGUUAUCCCGCGGAAUCAUUCACAAGACGAAAUCCCAACGUACGAUAUUACACUUCGAAUUACGUUAAACAGGGUCCUCAAUCCGGUUGCUACUAUCAUGUCGAUGUGCCUCUUAUUUAACAGAUCGGUGUCGUGAACAGAUUUAUCGUGUGUCAUGUUAAGUCUUGUUAUUUAUUCGAUUAAAAUGGAAUUAAACCGUUUUUAUUAAGU